UGUUCCAAAGCAGCUUUGUUGUGAAGAGAAGCCAGUCUGAACCAUAAGCAGCGGCACAUUUAAUGCCAAUAUAAAUCUAGCGGUUAGAGAGUGUAGCGAGGUUAGUUGGUUAACCAGCUAAACUGACGUUAUACAUGGACCACUGCUAGAUCUUUAUUAAGCGUUGUACGGGAAAUCAAAGAUUAGGGUGACGUUAGCUAAAUUGACGUUAGCUACUUAGCUUGCCUGGCAACGUGUUUGCUAGUCAAAGAUUGGUCGUCGCACAUUUUUCUCUGAAACUGUAGUCUUAUCAGAAGACACGUUGACGACCACAGUGCAAGACACGAAGACUGAGGAGAUGGCGACCUCAGUGGGAAACGUGGCUGACAGCACAGAACCGACAAAACGUAUGCUUUCCUUCCAAGGGUUGGCUGAACUGGCGCACCGGGAGUAUCAGUCCGGGGACUUUGAGGCAGCUGAGCGACACUGCAUGCAGCUAUGGAGACAGGAGCCUGAUAACACAGGCGUGCUGCUGCUCCUGUCCUCCAUCCACUUCCAGUGCCGAAGACUCGACAGGUCUGCUCACUUCAGCACCUUGGCCAUCAAACAGAACCCAAUGUUGGCGGAGGCCUACUCCAAUCUGGGGAACGUCUACAAGGAGCGUGGACAACUGCAGGAGGCCAUAGAGCAUUAUCGCCAUGCUCUGAGACUGAAACCAGAUUUUAUUGAUGGAUACAUCAACUUGGCAGCUGCUUUGGUGGCUGCAGGGGACAUGGAGGGAGCAGUGCAGGCUUAUGUGUCUGCUUUACAGUACAACCCUGAUCUUUAUUGUGUGCGUAGUGACUUGGGCAACUUGCUUAAAGCCCUUGGGCGCUUGGAAGAGGCUAAGGCUUGUUACCUGAAAGCCAUUGAGACUCAGCCCAACUUUGCAGUGGCUUGGAGCAACCUGGGCUGUGUGUUCAAUGCCCAAGGAGAGAUAUGGCUGGCCAUACACCAUUUUGAAAAGGCAGUGACUCUGGACCCAAAUUUCCUAGACGCAUACAUCAAUUUAGGAAAUGUUUUGAAGGAAGCCCGCAUCUUUGACCGAGCUGUGGCUGGAUACCUAAGAGCCCUGAGUCUUAGCCCCAACCAUGCGGUUGUCCAUGGAAACCUGGCUUGUGUCUACUACGAGCAAGGCCUCAUUGACCUGGCUAUCGACACCUACCGUCGUGCUAUUGAAUUGCAGCCCCACUUCCCCGAUGCCUACUGCAAUUUGGCAAAUGCUCUGAAGGAGAAAGGCAAUGUGUCUGAAGCAGAAGAGUGCUACAACACAGCCUUGCGUUUGUGUCCAACCCAUGCAGACUCUCUUAACAACUUGGCCAAUAUAAAGCGUGAGCAGGGCAACAUUGAGGAGGCCGUCCAGCUCUAUAGGAAAGCACUAGAGGUGUUUCCGGAGUUUGCAGCAGCUCACUCUAACCUUGCUAGUGUCCUCCAGCAACAGGGAAAACUCCAGGAGGCCCUUAUGCACUACAAGGAGGCCAUCAGAAUCAGCCCCACAUUUGCUGAUGCCUACUCAAACAUGGGCAAUACACUGAAGGAAAUGCAAGAUGUACAGGGAGCGCUGCAAUGCUACACCCGUGCCAUCCAGAUCAACCCUGCCUUUGCUGAUGCUCACAGCAAUUUGGCCUCUAUCCACAAGGAUUCUGGAAACAUCCCAGAGGCCAUUGCAUCUUACCGCACAGCCUUGAAACUCAAGCCGGACUUCCCUGAUGCUUACUGCAAUUUGGCACAUUGCCUACAGAUUGUGUGUGACUGGACAGAUUAUGACGAGCGGAUGAAGAAGCUUGUGAGCAUUGUGGCUGACCAGCUGGAUAAGAACCGCUUGCCUUCAGUGCACCCACACCACAGCAUGCUGUAUCCACUCUCUCACGGAUUCCGCAAAGCCAUUGCUGAACGCCAUGGAAACCUUUGCCUGGACAAGGUACACGCACUGAUCAAAAUCAAUGCACUGCACAAACCUGCUUUUGAGCAUCCGAAGGAUCUGAAGGCCAGCGGUGGACGUCUGCGUGUUGGCUACGUCAGCUCUGACUUUGGCAACCAUCCUACUUCCCAUCUGAUGCAGUCCAUUCCUGGAAUGCACAAUCCUGAGAAAUUUGAGGUUUUCUGCUAUGCGCUGAGCCCUGAUGAUAGUACCAACUUUCGUGUGAAAGUGGUAGCUGAGGCUCAUCAUUUCACAGACCUCUCACAGAUUCCUUGCAAUGGCAAGGCAGCUGAUCGUAUUCACCAGGAUGGAGUCCACAUUCUGGUCAACAUGAACGGAUACACCAAGGGAGCCCGAAAUGAGCUGUUUGCCCUCCGCCCUGCCCCGAUUCAGACUAUGUGGCUGGGUUACCCUGGAACCAGUGGGGCUCCCUUCAUGGACUACAUCAUCUCUGACAAGGAGACAUCCCCUUUGGAAGUAGCUGAGCAGUAUUCAGAAAAACUGGCUUACAUGCCCCAUACUUUCUUUAUCGGAGACCACGCCAACAUGUUCCCUCACCUCAAGAAAAAGGCAGUGAUUGAUUUCAAAUCUAAUGGACACAUCUUUGACAACCGCAUCGUGCUUAAUGGUAUUGAUCUGAAGGCCUACUUGGACAGUCUGCCGGAUGUGAAAGUGAUAAAGAUGAAGUGUGACAACAACCAGGAAGCUGCUGGGGACACAAAUGGAGCUCUGACCAUGCCCGUAAUCCCCAUGAACACAGCAGCCGAAGCCAUCAUCAACAUGAUCAACCAAGGCCAAAUCCAGGUCACAAUCAAUGGCUUCACUGUCAGCAAUGGCCUGGCCACCACACAGAUCAACAACAAAGCUGCCACUGGGGAGGAGGUGCCACGCACAAUCGUUGUGACAACCCGCUCCCAGUAUGGUCUCCCAGAGGACUCCAUUGUCUACUGCAACUUUAACCAGCUCUACAAGAUUGACCCCCCUACUCUUCAGAUGUGGGCUAAUAUCCUAAAGCGUGUGCCCAACAGCGUUCUGUGGCUUCUCCGCUUCCCUGCUGUCGGCGAGCCCAACAUCCAGCAGUAUGCCCAGAACAUGGGUGUGCCUGGCUCUCGCAUCAUCUUUUCUCCUGUGGCCCCCAAGGAGGAGCAUGUGAGGAGGGGCCAGCUGGCUGAUGUGUGCCUCGACACACCUCUGUGCAAUGGUCACACCACAGGCAUGGAUGUUCUCUGGGCUGGAACACCCAUGGUCACCAUGCCAGGUGAGACCCUUGCCUCCCGCGUGGCUGCCUCACAACUCAACUGUCUGGGCUGCCCUGAGCUAAUAGCCCAGAGUCGUCAGGAUUAUGAGGACAUAGCAGUCAAACUGGGCUCUGACAUGGAAUACCUGAAGAUGGUUAGAGCACGUGUUUGGAAACAGCGAAUCUGCAGCCCUCUUUUCAACACCAAGCAGUACACAAUUGAUCUGGAGAGGCUCUAUCUGCAGAUGUGGGAGCACUAUAGCAAUGGCAAAAAGCCAGAACCUCUGGUCAAAAUCCACUCGGUAGAGACCAGCGAGAGUGCCUGAACAGGAAGCACGAUGAUUUAUUUUCCCUUGGACCCCAAACAUUCCCCCUCCCCGCCUUUUUUGUUUUGUUUUUCUUUUUACCAUUGUCAGCACCCCUACUUGGAAUGGUCAGUGUCCACUCCAGCCCUGUCCUUAAGUGAUUGUCUCCAUCACACUCAUUUACUAAUAAUGGGACUCUUUUGUAAAAGAGCCAACAGAUGUACACAUUUUCCCCCAUCACAUCUGUUGUUUCAUCACACCUCUGCAUUCCUGAGCCAGAUGGAGCCUGAGACUUUCAGGCACCUCAUCUGAGACUCUUGUCCUAAAACACAGUAUAUCUGGUGAGCAUGAGAGGAUUGUGAAUGCCCUGCUACCCCUUCAGUACUUGGAUCCAUGGAUUUAUUUUUUUUCUCCUGUCGGUGUGCGUGCAGGACUAACUGCAGCUUGUGGAGAGAAUGCCCAGCCGUCAGUACUUGUUGAUCUAUUUAUAAAUGGAUUGAGAGUGUUGUUUCAAAAGGACAAUGUUGCGGCAUGGAAAUUGUAACUGACUUAAGUUUCAUCAGCUUUAAAUUACAAUUGUAAAACUUAGAUUUCAACUGCUCUUUAGUUUGUCUUAAGCUGUUAUUAAAUUACUGCAAUGAAUAGAUGUUAAAGUUUUGAGGAAUAUGGUCUAGAUGAAUACUUCUUCCCAUCGCCAGAUGCCAACUUUUAUUAAUUUUGUGGGAAUUUAUUAAGGAAUAUGUUCAGUGGCUGCUGUCCUGUUUGAUGUCACACAUUGCUUGUAAAGAUGAUUAGACAAAACUGGACAAAGGAGCUUCAAUUCAUUGGAAAAGGCCUAAUUUUCAGUUUACAUGACAGAGCUGUUCACAAAUUGAUCUUGUUUUUUAAUCACUGAAACCAGGAAUGGCCUAGGUAAGUAUUUUCUAAGGGUUUUUUGUUUUUGUAUUGUCCGUCAACUGCUUUCAAUGAUGCCGCGAGGUUCUAAAUAUAAUUUAAAAAAAAUAAAGGGAUGGCAAAACUCUG
Messenger RNA from Perca fluviatilis (European perch), 4504 nucleotides. RefSeq names its product O-linked N-acetylglucosamine (GlcNAc) transferase, tandem duplicate 1 (gene ogt.1). Gene Ontology annotation, molecular function: protein binding; protein N-acetylglucosaminyltransferase activity. Lineage: Eukaryota; Metazoa; Chordata; Actinopteri; Perciformes; Percidae. Gene Ontology annotation, biological process: protein O-linked glycosylation. The transcript has 22 exons. The coding region runs from base 338 to 3502 and encodes 1054 amino acids. The record is from RefSeq and is a predicted model, not a curated record.